AAUUCCACAUAUUAGGACUCACUUCAAGUUAAAUAAUAUAUUAAACAAGUUAAAGAAAUCACAAUAAAACAAUGGCCAAUUUUCACCAACCGAAAGUUCUUCCGGUCAAAAAAAAGUGGUACCAAGUAGACAAGACCCGCCUGAGCGAAGACCUGAAGAAUAAAUUCGUGCAACUUGAUCCUGACGAAGAGACCAAGGAGUUUCUCUCAGCCUCCAUCGACAAGUCCUCGUGGGUGUGGACACAGAUAUGGUACCUGCUAGCUAAAGCCGUCCUCAGGCAUUUCUGGUCUAUCACCGACAUUAAUGGCUUCGUUCCAUUAGCCUUGUGGUAA
Messenger RNA from Papilio polytes (common Mormon), 332 nucleotides. RefSeq lists its product as uncharacterized. The record is from RefSeq and is a predicted model, not a curated record. NCBI's taxonomy places the organism in Eukaryota, Metazoa, Arthropoda, Insecta, Lepidoptera, Papilionidae. Bases 72 to 332 code for a protein of 86 amino acids. Gene Ontology annotation, molecular function: protein-L-histidine N-pros-methyltransferase activity. The transcript has 3 exons.